Plenodomus lingam JN3 is the source of this 996-nucleotide messenger RNA. The record is from RefSeq and is a predicted model, not a curated record. NCBI's taxonomy places the organism in Eukaryota, Fungi, Ascomycota, Dothideomycetes, Pleosporales, Leptosphaeriaceae.
AUGCGACCCUCAUUUCACAAGCUUUCCACUUUCCUUGGACGAGCCGUUCCGCUUGACACUGAGCUGCCCGAGGAAUCAGAAUGUCCGGUGUGCUGGCGUUCUUACAACAAUCUCGACGACGUCUCCGAUCCGGAAGACCCUUGCAUUCCCCUUAAACAAUCUCAAUGCAACCAUAUAAUCGGCAGUUCAUGCUACUACAAUAUUCUCGACCGCGGUCAAUCUCACUGCCCAUUUUGUUUCCGCGAAGUCAAGACCCCGAUUCCACGCUGGCUGGCCUUCCUCUUCCGGGAAUUUGACGAUGACGACGACCGACAUGGUUAUCCCUGGCCAUUUCACAUCAUUUUGUUGCCCCCUGGCGAGCUCGGCAAUUUCGCAGAUCUCGGAAUCAAUGCCAGCGGGCGACGGUUUCGAAACGGUGUUAGACGGCAGCUCUGUGACCUAUUUGAAAGUAUAUUGGAUAUCUUGAGUGCCAUACGGCUGUGGUGGACCUACAUGUAUUUUACAGUGUCUCCCACGAUCAUCAUUAUGGUGUUUGCUUACAGUUUGAUUAGCCACUACGUGGGCGAUUUCGUCGAGUACCAGCUGUGGUACAUAAUCUUCAGCCGAUUCGACACCACACUGGCAAUGCUUUCACCCACUGCUCGCAUUAUCCCAGACAUCACCUACGCACUUUUGGUCUCGUCGGUAUACUUCAAAGCGCUUCCUGAUCCAUUCACAACCAACCGUUUCCCAUGGAAGUUGUUCCUUGAGAGCUUUACGAUUUUCGCUUGGAGCCGCAUCAUCCCAUCGUGGGUUCUUGCGAUUAUCAUGUUGGCAGACACGCUUUUGUUUGCAAUACUCUUAGGACUGCUGAUUGGUAUGGGGAUGUGGUACGGGGAUUUGUCCCGCCGGAGGCUGAGGAAGAGGUGGCCGAUUAAUUGCAGGACGUUGAUGGAGCAGGAUCAGACACAUGAUGGUGGCAUCAUGAGCAUAUCCAUGAAAUCAAGUUGGCGUUGA